Cordyceps fumosorosea ARSEF 2679 is the source of this 909-nucleotide messenger RNA. RefSeq names its product mitochondrial carnitine/acylcarnitine carrier protein. Gene Ontology annotation, biological process: mitochondrial L-ornithine transmembrane transport. Gene Ontology annotation, molecular function: L-ornithine transmembrane transporter activity. NCBI's taxonomy places the organism in Eukaryota, Fungi, Ascomycota, Sordariomycetes, Hypocreales, Cordycipitaceae. The transcript has a single exon. Bases 1 to 909 code for a protein of 302 amino acids. The record is from RefSeq and is a predicted model, not a curated record.
AUGGACGCGCCCCUCGUCGAGAUCGAGGCCCCCCAGGGCCCCUCACAGGCCGUCAAGGACCUCCUCUCCGGCGCGGCCGGCGGCGUCGCGCAGGUGCUCAUCGGCCAGCCCUUCGACAUCGUCAAGGUCCGGCUGCAGACGACCACGCAGUACGCCGGCGCCCUCGACGCCGCGCGCUCCAUCUACCGCCGCGAGGGCGCGCUCGCCUUCUACAAGGGCACGCUGACCCCGCUCGUCGGCAUCGGCGCCUGCGUCUCCGUCCAGUUCGCCGCCUUCCACGCCGCCCGGCGCUGGUUCGAGCGCCGCAACGGCACCCAGCCCGGCCAGCGCCUCGCCUACUCGCAGUACUGGGCGGCCGGCGCCUUUGCCGGCGUCGCCAACACGGUGCUGUCCAGCCCGAUCGAGCACAUCCGCAUCCGGCUGCAGAGCCAGCCGCACGGCGCCGGCCGGCUGUACGCGGGCCCCGUCGACUGCGUGCGGCAGCUGGUGCGCGCCGGCGGCGUGCUCGGCGGCGUGUACCGCGGCACGGCGGUGACGCUGCUGCGCGAGGCGUCGGCGUACGGCGCGUGGUUCGCGGCGUUUGAGUGGAUGAUGAGCGCGGACGCGCGCCGCGCGGGCGUGGACCGCCGCGACGUGCCGGCCUGGAAGGUGGCGCUGUACGGCGGGCUCGCGGGCGAGUGCCUCUGGCUCGCGUCGUACCCGUUCGACGUGGUCAAGAGCAGGAUGCAGACGGACGGGUUCGGCGAGGCGCAAAAGUUCCGCUCGAUGCGCCACUGCUUCGCGGCCACGUGGGCGGCGGACGGCGCGGCGGGGUUCUGGAGGGGCAUCGGCCCGACGCUGCUGCGUGCCAUGCCGGUCAGCGCGGGCACGUUCGCGGUUGUUGAGUUCACCAUGCGCGCUCUCGGCUAG